Pocillopora verrucosa is the source of this 1839-nucleotide messenger RNA. RefSeq lists its product as uncharacterized. Gene Ontology annotation, biological process: animal organ morphogenesis. Lineage: Eukaryota; Metazoa; Cnidaria; Anthozoa; Scleractinia; Pocilloporidae. The record is from RefSeq and is a predicted model, not a curated record. Gene Ontology annotation, molecular function: receptor ligand activity; BMP binding.
UCCAAAAAAUCUAUUCAUUGCCGCGUUUGUGGCGCCAACAGUCUUAAGCUUUGCUGGAACGAAUCGAUAUUCCAGCUCAAUAAAUCACGCCUUCUCGCUUGGAGCCGACUGCUGACUAAAACAGGUUUCAUAAACAAAGCAAAGGUGACUUAAUUGUCUAAUUUGGACAGUGGUUUUUGUCGGCAGAGGCAUACGUGGAGACAAUAUAUAUCACGGGUGAGCGAGAACAGUUUAUAUUCAAACAAGUGCUCUACUUCGACACUUGUGUCAGAAAUUUCAAGGCUUGUUUUCUUCCCGCAAAGGAAUCGUCAUUGUAUUACUGACGGGAUAAACGUCACGAAGAAAAGUCAUCGUUUAAGAGUUGAUUCAGAAAGAUGGUAGUCAAAAGACUUGUCAACUUCAAUUAUUUCUGUUUGGUUACCCUCUUGAUUUUGACGGAUCUGUCGUUGCUGUUUUCAUCUCCAGUUCCGUUUAUGGAACUCCUUAACGGCAAAACAAGCGCACUUCCUAGAGAAGAUAAAGGAGAACUUCCCUCCAGAGAUCCAAUUAGCUUGCUCGGGAACCAAGUCCUCCCGCAACGAAAAGUCGACGAGACCCCGACGCUUGAUACAACGAAAAGCUUGUCAGCUGUUCAGAAUAACUUAUUCAACUUAAAGUCCACGAAACUGCAUAGGAACACCAACCUAUCAACAGCAAGAAGACGUCAACAGUUGGAGCUCAUGCAGUUGAGAGUUUCGCGUCCAUCUUCCCCAAGCGACCUCAAUUUAAAAUCUGCAACCAAACAACAAGCAAGAGGUGGUCUUCCUUUGCAGAGUUCAUCGUCUAGUACGCAGAAGGAGCCAUGGGAACUUCUCCCAAUUAGGCCCAAGAAAGCAACGGAGGGGAAGAACGGAAAUAAUCCGGAAAUAAGCGUCCAAUUUAGCGGGAGCGGGGCCACAGAAGACUCAGUUGGAAAAAGGCCAGUGACCAGAAGGCCGGUGAUAUCAAACAGCAACAAAAUGCCUAUAUCCAGUGGAGUUCCCCAAGUAAAAUUAGGCAGGAUGAAUCUAAAAAGCGAAUGGUGCGUGAUACAUCCCUUCAAAGACAGUGUGCAUCAUCGCGGCUGCCAAACUGCAGAAAUCAACAACAGCAUGUGCUAUGGACAAUGCAAUUCGUUUUUCAUCCCAAAGAAAUUUGUUUCCUGUUCAUAUUGCGCGCCCUCCUCACAGGAGACAAUCAAAGUGCGACUGGAAUGCCCCGGACAAAAUCCCUCCUUUGUGAUAAAGAAGGUUAAAAUUGUGAAGGAAUGUGCUUGCAAAGUCUGUGGAUUGCUCAAGCAGUAGAGAACUGUUAAUCCACAUCAAAAGUCGUUCCAACGAAUGAAGAGAACACUUCAUAACAGCUUUCCAGCCAGUUGACCGCUGUCGAUCUUACCAAAAAAAGAUACAAAAAGGAAAGAUUUCCCAACAGUAAUACGCUACAAGAAGACAUCUGCUGAGUCGGCGGAGCGCAGUACACCAAGGAAAAAUAAGUUAAUUUUAAUAAAGUUUCAACAAUGUAAAAUACUAUUCGUUACCUUAUCGACGUAAACAAGAUUUGUUAGCGACAAAGAACAGUAAUGUAUAUUUACGAAAGGCAAAAGCUGCCAUAUUUAAACAUGGAGAUAAGUAUCAAGCAAAACUUGAUUUGUAUCUAUAUAUGAGCGACAUGAUUCGUAGUUUUGAGAAAACAACUAAUUUACUUGUAUAAAAAUUGUUAUAAAUAUAUUAUUCAGUUUGGAAUGGAGAUUAAAUAGAGUAAUAUCGAUACCCCUGAUGUCGGGAUGUCAGAACUUUUGGUUUACAACGAGAAUUGAAGGGA